Molecule: messenger RNA, 5278 nt
Organism: Heterocephalus glaber (naked mole-rat)
Lineage: Eukaryota; Metazoa; Chordata; Mammalia; Rodentia; Bathyergidae
Source: RefSeq, a predicted model, not a curated record
AAAUUCUGACAUAUUCUAUACAACAUGGAUGGAUCUUGAAGACAUUAUGCUAAAUGAAGAUCAGUUCGACAGUUUAGACAAGCACACACAAUGGGGAAUUGACUUCUUGGAAAGAUAUGCCAAAUUUGUUAAAGAGAGAAUAGAAAUUGAACAGAACUAUGCAAAGCAAUUGAGAAAUCUGGUUAAGAAGUACUGUCCCAAACGUUCAUCCAAAGAUGAAGAGCCAAGGUUUACCUCAUGUAUAGCCUUUUUUAACAUCCUUAAUGAGUUAAAUGACUAUGCAGGACAGCGAGAGGUAGUAGCGGAAGAAAUGGCACACAGAGUGUUUGGUGAAUUAAUGAGAUAUGCUCAUGAUCUGAAAACUGAAAGAAAAAUGCAUCUCCAAGAAGGACGAAAAGCUCAACAGUACCUUGACAUGUGCUGGAAACAGAUGGAUAAUAGUAAAAAGAAAUUUGAAAGGGAAUGUAGAGAGGCAGAAAAGGCACAACAGAGUUAUGAAAGAUUGGAUAAUGAUACUAAUGCAACCAAAGCAGAUGUUGAAAAGGCAAAACAACAGUUGAACCUGCGUACACAUAUGGCUGAUGAGAAUAAAAAUGAAUAUGCUGCACAGUUACAAAACUUUAAUGGAGAACAACACAAACAUUUCUAUGUAGUGAUUCCUCAGAUUUACAAGCAACUACAAGAAAUGGAUGAACGAAGGACUAUUAAACUCAGUGAGUGUUACAGAGGAUUUGCAGACUCAGAACGCAAGGUUAUUCCCAUCAUUUCGAAAUGUUUGGAAGGAAUGAUUCUUGCAGCAAAGUCAGUCGAUGAAAGAAGAGACUCUCAAAUGGUGGUAGACUCCUUCAAGUCUGGUUUCGAACCUCCAGGAGACUUCCCAUUUGAAGAUUAUAGUCAGCAUAUUUAUAGAACCAUUUCUGAUGGGACUAUCAGUGCAUCCAAACAAGACAGCGGGAAGGUGGAUGCCAAAAGCACAGUAGGAAAGGCCAAGGGCAAAUUGUGGCUCUUUGGAAAGAAGCCAAAGCCACAGUCCCCACCCUUAACCCCUACUAGUUUAUUCACAUCCAGUACUCCUAAUGGGUCCCAGUUUCUCACAUUCUCCAUUGAGCCCGUGCAUUAUUGUAUGAAUGAAAUAAAAACAGGGAAGCCCAGAAUUCCUUCUUUCAGAAGCCUCAAAAGAGGGUGGUCGGUGAAGAUGGGCCCAGCACUAGAAGAUUUCAGUCAUCUGCCACCAGAACAGAGACGUAAAAAACUUCAGCAGCGCAUUGAUGAACUUAACAGGGAACUACAAAAAGAAUCAGACCAAAAAGAUGCACUCAACAAAAUGAAAGAUGUGUAUGAAAAAAAUCCACAAAUGGGGGAUCCAGGGAGUUUGCAGCCUAAAUUAGCAGAGACAAUGAAUAAUAUUGACCGCUUGCGAAUGGAAAUCCACAAGAAUGAGGCUUGGCUUUCCGAAGUUGAAGGCAAAACAGGUGGGAGAGGAGACAGAAGACAUAGCAGUGACAUAAAUCAUCUUGUAACACAGGGACGAGAAAGUCCUGAGGGAAGUUACACUGAUGAUGCCAACCAGGAAGUUCGUGGACCACCCCAACAACAUAGUCAUCACAGUGAGUUUGAUGAUGAAUUUGAGGAUGAUGAUCCUUUGCCUGCUAUUGGACAUUGCAAAGCUAUCUACCCUUUUGAUGGACAUAAUGAAGGUACUCUGGCAAUGAAAGAAGGUGAAGUUCUAUACAUUAUUGAAGAGGACAAAGGUGAUGGAUGGACAAGAGCCCGGAGACAGAAUGGUGAAGAAGGCUACGUUCCCACAUCAUACAUAGAUGUAACUCUAGAGAAAAACAGUAAAGGUGCAGUAACUUAUAUCUAAACUAACCAGGCAGUUUUGUGCCCUAGGAACAGUCACAUAAAAUGAAAUACAUUCAACAGGUCAGAAAAAAAUAAGAAAACUGAAAGGGCAUCACAAGUUAUUGUUCACUGUGUGAGAUGAGUACAGGCUGGGUCUUAGAGGUGCGAAUAUUGCCACAAGUAACUGUUUCUGUGACACCUUAUCAUUUGAGCAAUGUUGCUAUGAAGCUUAAUUGAUGCCUUUUGCUUUAUGUCCUGCUUAAGUCUGUGUGAAGGAUUUGUGUUUUUCUGCCCUAUAAAAGAACUUGAUUUAUUGGGCAGGAAUCCAUAAGUAGAAUGUUCCCUCACCCGCUUUAUGUCAGGAAACAGUGACUGUAUGAAUUCAAAUAAGUAAAACUGCUCUGAAAUGUUAUAGAAAGCUGACUCCCAAAAGAGUGGUUUGUUCUAGGAGUUUGAAUUCUUACCUUCAGUUUCUAGGAAGAAAAAGUUGGAUAAUUGGGUAAGAUAAUAAUGUAAUGAUUUUCAUUUUCCUCCUUAGUCUUUGUUUUCCUAAAGGAAGAAAAUAAGCACCGGAGUGUGUAAUCUAUUUAAGUAGUAGGCUAAUCAAGAGAUCUACAAAAUCACCUGAUCCAGCUCUUAUGAGAAUAGUUUCCUUUUGAGACUUGAAAAAAUUUUCAGGCUUACUGGUAAUUUUCAGUAAUGUACAAACUUCCUUCCAAAUGAAUCUCAUGUUCAUAUUUUUUAUCUUGAAAGUAUCUUUUGGAACUAUCAUUUUAGUGAUCAUUUAACAAUUACACAUAAGAAAAUAGAUUCUGUAUCAAUGAAGAUAGAGAAAAAUCUUGAAUGGAGGGAAAGCAUUGGCCAAAUUUACUUUUAGAAGAGAAACAAUUGUUUUGACUGAGUUGAAGGAAGAUAUCUAUACAACCAUUUUGUGCCUGAUUUUAGCUGGAUCACCAGUUAUUAGAACAGAUUAUAUUUCCCAUUAAUUUCAACAAGCAUUCAUUGGAAACACUGUACAAUCAGUGAUUGUGCAGCACUGGUUGUGUGAUCACUGAGUUAUGUGGGGGAGUAAAAAGGAGAUUUUAGAGACAUUGGGGCAGAUACUUUAAACUGAAUACCCCUUUUGGUCCUACCAAAGGUCUUCAGUAAUUGUUCUUUUCUUUUUCCUCCUGGACUACAGGUUCCUGAAGAGGGUUUCUGAGGAAAUGGGCAAGAUGUUGAAGGAGGUUACAUGCAGCUGCUUUUGGGGGGAGGGUAUUAGAGUUGUCAGGCUCAAAGAGAGAGUGAGAGAAGCAAGUUGCAUGAGUGCAUGCAGACAUGAUUAUUUUUUACUAACUUCAUUAGCAUUUCCAUACAUUAUUUUAAAAAAUCAUUGUAAUAGCAAUCCUUAAAUUCCUAGUUCACAAUUAUUCACAUGGAAGAAAGAAAAUAGCCAACAAUGGCUGACCCUUUUUCCUUUAUUUUACUGAUGUCCAAAUCAGAAAGAAUGCAGAGCUGUCAUAAAAUUUGUCUUAUACUUGGCCGUCCCAACAGGACCAUCUCUAUCCAGCUGUUUCAGUUCGUGUUUAGACCAACCCAUUGUCUGUUAGAAUCUUUGCCGUUUGUCAGUGUCUGCCUGCGCCACCUCCAUGCUUGCUUAACAUCCUGUUGCAUGUCUACAGUGACCAGACUUCGAUUUUUUCAGGCAUGUCUUUAUAAUCCCUUGUUCUUGUCAAAGCCUUUGUUUUGUUUUACAUUUGUAGUGGAAAUCACUUUGUCAAACAUCUCUAGCACUAAUAUUUCCAUCUUAGUAUUUUGUGUAUGUUGCUAUAACUUCCCCACUGCAAACAUUCCAGUUUUGGCAUUAUGAAGACGUAGUCUGUGAACCUGAAAUUUUUAAGAUAAGAAAAAGAAAACAUCUCUGCUCUAGCCUACUGCCCACUUGAAAGAACUCUUUGAAACAUGAUACAUCUUCAGCAUUUCAGUCUUGGAAGAAUCUAUAGUUAGCACUGAAGUCCUGGCAUAAUAAAUACAGAAGAUACCACCUCAAGACGAAGAACUGUUGUCAGAAGUCAGCUGCUUCCAUUCAAAUGCUGCCUUAAACUAGAGUGCCUAAAUCUGUUGAUUACCAACACUACCACUACAGUAUCCCACAAAGGGCUUUAUGUGUCAGCUCAGUGCGACCUCCUUUAACUCUGCAGCACUGCUGCAGCUGCCGAUGUAGCCUUGGUAGGUGGCUUUUAGAGCUCUACCAUGUACAACGGUGCAUCUUGAAAUUUAUGCAUCAAACUAAAGACAUGUUCCUGUCCAUUUUACUUUACUCUGUGUUUUAUGAGAGGUUUUAUGGACCUCCCCUCUUGUCUUUUAAUUUAGAGUUACGAUGAACUCAUUUGAUUAUUAGGAUGAUAGUCUCUUUUCAAGUGAUGCUUUUGUUUGAACCAGAUAAAAUUUAGUGAAACUUUGUAAUGAUCUAUGUGCACUUUUACUUGUAAAGUGGAAAUUUCUGUAUGUUUAUACUUGUAAAUAUAAUUGUCAUUAGUGCUCUUAUUGCUCAUGUUGUCCUUGCCUUGCAUUUGUGAUUUUGUUCAUGACUUGUAUCUGAACUAAUUUCUUAGUGGUGUUGUAAUAGGGGGAUGGGCUUGGGUGGGGGGCUAUUUGUACCACUAAAAGUUCUUUAAUUUGAUUCUUUACUGUUUUGAGAGGAGAAAGAACGUGAAAUGUUCUGUGUAUUAUUGGACUUUAAGCAAUAUUUUAGAAGCUGUGUGGCUGCUUUAAUUUUUCCCAGUGUUAUUUGAAUCAUACAAGUUAUACUAAAGCUAAAUGACAAUUGUGUGAAAGUUAAUGCCUUCAUAAGAUCAAGUACAGCACUGUUACACAGCUGACCUAUCGUGUAUUACCUUUGAGGCUAGUAAACUAUUAAGUUUAGAUAUUGAAUCUCAUUACAGGGUUAUUUAUAUAAUAUUACAUUAUUCAGUACUGACAUACUACAUGAAGUAGUUUUAAAGUCUAGUGCUAUUUUUAUUUUAAAGGUUAGCAGUGAGAAGGAAAUGUGAUCUGGUUAUGUUUGUCUUCUGUACAAAGCCUGAAGUGCUUAUGUUUUUUGGCUCGCAGCCACAGAGGGCAAAGUUUAAGGCUUUCUCUUAAGGACUAACUGUUCUUUUCAAGCUACUGUUUGUUUUUCUAAAAGCAGGAUUUGCUUCCGUAGGAGACAAGUUCCUUCAUGUGGAAUAGUGAAACCUGUAUAUAGGUUAUUACAAUAUGAAAGACAUUUGUACUUGCACAUUCUUAAAUCAUUCUUAAAUUUUGAACAUGUGAAUUGUCCAAAAGAAAUCUUUUAAUUUUUCAGUAAUUUUUACUCUUUGUGCACAUGUUGAUUUCUUAAUGGUAAAGGCUUUGUUAAAGAUAGUGUUCUCUGUUGAGAAUAUUUUCAUGGAAUAAAACAAUCUUUUCAUGGUCA